UAUGCUAUGCUCACCAUGUGUAUGUAUUAAUGCUCCAGACAAGGCCCCACCUCCUUCAGACACUCUAAAACAAACAACUCCCGUUACUGCUGCUACAACCGCAGCAUUCAACCAACCAUACAAACAUGCCAACGACACCAAAAUCUAUCUCUCUCUUUCUUUCUCUUUUAUACUCCUCCCUCCCUCUGAUUGCAUAAUUUAUUCACAACCUUUUCUGAAUAAUUUUUUAUCUAUAUUUUAUUUCUUCUAUCUCAGCCCUCAAAAUCGCCAAACGAAGACACGUAUAAAUAUAGACAGAGUGGUUUUGUGUGUGCGUGUGUAUACAUAAUUUAUAUUAAUACAUAUAAGCUAGCCGGCGAUGCCGACGCCGGUGAGCGCAGCAAGGCAAUGCUUGACGGAAGAUGCGGCACGUGCUUUGGACGACGCGGUGGCGGUUGCGAGACGGAGGAGCCACGCGCAGACGACGUCACUGCACGCCGUCUCGGCCCUGCUGGCGUUGCCCUCCUCGACUCUCCGCGACGCCUGCGCACGCGCACGGAGCAGCGCGUACUCUCCACGACUCCAAUUCCGAGCUCUUGAGCUCUCCGUCGGUGUCUCCUUGGAUCGAUCGCCGUCCUCGAAAGCUCAGGAUGAGCCUCCGGUCUCGAACUCGCUCAUGGCGGCGAUCAAGCGGUCUCAGGCGAACCAGAGGCGGCAUCCAGAGAGCUUCCACCUGCACCAGAUUCACAACCAGCAGCAGACGGCGUCGCUUUUGAAGGUCGAGCUCAAGCACUUCAUUUUAUCAAUCUUAGACGACCCGAUUGUGAGUCGGGUGUUCGGUGAAGCCGGGUUUCGGAGCUGUGAUAUAAAGCUCGCGAUUCUUCACCCGCCGGUGACUCAAUCGACCCGGUUUCCUCGGACCCGGUGCCCGCCCAUUUUCUUGUGUAACUUAACGGAUGCGGACCAGGCCCGACCUGGCUUCAGCUUCCCGUUUUCCGGGCUCGAAGACAGAGAUGAGAACAUUAGAAGAAUCAGCGACGUGUUAGUUAGAAAGAGCGGGAAAAAUCCGUUGCUAAUCGGUGUUUGUGCCAGCGAAGCUCUCAAGAGCUUCACGGAGGCCGUACAGAAAGGUAAAACAGGGCUUUUGCCAGCUGAAAUCACUAGUUUCAGUGUGGUUUGCAUUGAGAAGGAGAUUUCCGAGUUUGUUGUCGAUGGCGGGAGUGAGGAGAAGAUGAGUCUCAAGUUCAAGGAGGUGGGUCAAAUGGCUGAGCGUUGCUCUGGAGCUGGAACAGGUAUUAUAGUAAACUAUGGUGAAUUGAAGGCUUUGGUGGGUGAGGGUGUGGUAGGUGAAUCUGUGAGCUUUGUGGUGAUGCAGUUGAAGAACUUAUUGGAGAUUUACAGUGGGAAGUUAUGGUUGAUUGGUGCUGCUGCAAAUGAUGAAGUGUACACGAAGCUUUCGGCUCUGUUUUCAACUAUUGCGAAGGAUUGGGAUCUCCAUCUUCUUCCCAUUACUUCUUCUAAAGCUUCAAUGGAAGGAAUUUACUCUAAAUCCAGCUUGAUGGGGUCCUUUGUUCCAUUUGGAGGAUUCUUUCCUGGACCGUCCGACUUUAAAAAUCCAUUGAGCAGCACGUAUCAAUCUUUUAGACGUUGUCAUCAGUGCACAGAGAAGUAUGAGCAAGAAGUAGCUGCUAUUCGGAAAUUAGGAUCAACUAUUUCAGCAGCUGAUCAGUGCUCGGAUAGCUUGCCUUCUUGGUUGCAAAUUCCAGAACUUGUUACUGGCAAGGGAGUGGAUCUAGAAAAGACCAAAGAUGAUCAAACAACAUUGAAUGCUCAAGUAUCAGCACUGCAGAAAAAAUGGAAUGAUAUAUGCCGACAAAAUCAUCACACUCAACCAUUCCCUAAAGUGGAUUGUUAUCAAACAGGGUGUCAAGUUGCAUCUGCUAGGGGCUCUCGAGCCGUUGUGGAUGGGAAAGCAAAUAGUGGUGAAGAUUCAUGUCUAAAUGAAAGCCAUUCUGCUAUUCAAUAUGGCUGUAAGCCGAUGAACAUGCAAACGAGUUUUCUAUUAAAACAGAACUUACCGAUGCAAGUAGUUUCUAAUGCCGAGAAUGCUAGUCCCCAGUCUGAACUAUUGGCAAAAGAUUCAAAGGGUCAGCGACUUGAAUUGGGGAGCCCCUGCUGUUCUCCUUACCCUAUCCACAGUGUGAAUCUUCCGACUGACCACACAUGUUCUUUGUCUGUCACUUCUGUGACUACGGAUUUGGGAUUGGGGACAUUAUAUGCAUCAACUUGUCUGGGACCAAGAAGUCCUAGACUACAAGAUCAUAAAGAGAGUCUAGGACACCUCUCUGGUUCCAUUUCUGCUGACUUUGAUGCAUUAAGUGAGAAUACUUCACAGCAAAUAGCCCAGUCCUCUUCUUGCUCUGGAUCUGAUGUUGGAGGGCAGUGUGAUCCAAGAGAUAUCAAAUCACUUAGGAGAGUUCUCAAAGAAAAGGUUGGCUGGCAAGAUGAAGCCAUAUGCACUAUUAGUCAAGCUGUGUCAGAUUGGAGAUCUGGUGGUGGAAGGAAUCGGGGUUCAAAACUCAGAGGUGAUAUAUGGCUGACUUUGAUUGGGCCUGAUAGAGUCGGAAAGAAAAAAAUUGCUCUAGCACUUGCUGAGAUAUUGUUUGGAACCAGGGAAAGCCUAAUCUCUGUUGAUCUGGGAUCCCAAGAUAGGGGUUACCAGUCAAAUUCGAUUUUCCAAUGCGAAGGCUCCGAUGAUUACGAUCUGAAGUUUAGGGGUAAGACGGUUGUUGAUUAUGUUGCAGGGGAGUUAAGCAGGAGACCCCAUUCGGUGUUCUUCCUGGAAAAUGUAGAUAAGGCCGACUUUCUGGCCCAGAGUAACUUGUUACAGGCCAUUAGGACUGGCAAGUUUCCAGACUCUCAUGGGAGAGAAAUCAGCAUUAACAACAUAAUCUUUGUGACAACCUCAGCUACCAAAAAGAGAAGCAAAAAUCACUAUAUAGAGAAUGAGCCCCGUAAGUUUUCUGAGGAGAUUAUACUUGCCGCCAAGAGAUGUCAAAUGCAGAUACGAAAUCUUGGGGAUGUCAACCAAAGUAAGGGUGUGAAUGUGAGGAUUGCACCAAGAGAAGGAACCUCAAACCCAUUCUCCGUAAAUAAAAGAAAGCUGAUUGACACAAAUGUCUCCAUCGAUCAAUCCUUUGAAUUACAGAAACGGUCCAACAAGGCGUUAAGGUCCUUUCUGGAUUUGAAUCUGCCAGUGGAGGAGACAGACGAGUGCAUAGAUUCUGAAGGUUUUGACAGUGAUUCCACCUCUGAAAACUCAGAAGCUUGGUUGGAAGAUUUCCUUGAUGAAGUGGAUGUAAAAGUGGUCUUGAAGCCAUUUGAUUUUGAUGCGCUUGCUGAGAAAAUAGUAAAGGAAAUCAAUCAAGAAUUCAAGAAAAUCUUUGGAUCCGAGGUGCAGCUGGAGAUUGAUUUUGGUGUCAUGGUGCAAAUACUUGCAGCUGGGUGGUUAUCAGAAAGGAAGAAAGCACUAAAGGAGUGGAUCGAACAGGUUCUCUGUAGAAGCAUUGAUGAAGCACGUCAGAAGUACUGCCUCACCGGUCAUUCUGUAAUGAAAUUGGUUGCCGGCGAGGCCCUGUCUGUCGAAGAGCAAACUCCCAGUGUUUGCCUUCCUGCUAGAAUUAGUUUGAACUAAUUUUUUUCGCCCACUGUGCUUUUUGUAAGUACAUGUAUACCGUAGCGUUUUAGCAUAUAGCAUUUGGCUGCUUUUCUAAUCAAUCCUAUAUAUUUUUUUGGGGUAAAUCAUUUUGUGUUGUAUUUACUUGUUUUGUAAGAAUGUACAUGUUCCCUCUUGAUCUGCAAGCAGGCAGUUGUGCAGCUUGUACUGUUGUAUUAUCUGUUCCUUGAUCUAAUGUAUCAGCAUCAGGUUGUUUAUUUA
Molecule: messenger RNA, 3916 nt
Organism: Prunus mume (Japanese apricot)
Lineage: Eukaryota; Viridiplantae; Streptophyta; Magnoliopsida; Rosales; Rosaceae
Product: Double Clp-N motif-containing P-loop nucleoside triphosphate hydrolases superfamily protein
Molecular function (GO): ATP hydrolysis activity; ATP binding
Source: RefSeq, a predicted model, not a curated record